GGGACGAAGAUAAAAGCCGGCGGCGGCCGUCCUCUUCCUCCGUCUCCCAAUCUGCUGCUCUGCUCUGCUACUCGACCAGCCGGGGCGGCGAGAUGACGGUGGAGAAGGUGGACGCGACGCUGGCCGACUUCGGCGCCCACUUCGAGCGCCUCUUCGCGUCCCCCGACGGCAAGGUGAAGCUGCUGCUCUUCCUGGCGGACCGCGAGCCCGGCUCCUCCCUCACCUGGUGCCCCGAUUGCAACGUGGCGGAGCCGGUGAUCUACGAGCGGCUGGAGGCCCUGCGGGGCCGGGACGCGGUGCUCCUGCGCGCCUACGUGGGUGACAAGCCCACGUGGCGCGACCCGGCGCACCCGUGGAGGGUGGACCCCAGGUUCGCGCUCACGGGCGUCCCGACGCUGAUCCGCUGGGAGGGCGGCGCCGCCGCCGCCCGCCUCGGGGACGAAGAGGCGCACCUCAAGGACAAGGUCGACGCCCUCCUCGGGGCCGGCGGCAACUGACGGAUCAGGCUUCCCGUUUGGGAUCCAUCUGCCCAAUCGAGCUGGGAUCCGGCUAUAGUUCAGUUCAUGUAUGAGGGAGGAACCUGUUCGUUUCAAAAAAAAAACAGAGGCUGGGAAAUAAUAAUCAAGAUAUAAUAAUAAUUACGAGUGACUUUCCGAUUGA
Panicum hallii is the source of this 660-nucleotide messenger RNA. Its product is annotated as thioredoxin-like protein Clot. The coding region runs from base 93 to 497 and encodes 134 amino acids. Gene Ontology annotation, cellular component: cytosol. Gene Ontology annotation, molecular function: protein-disulfide reductase [NAD(P)H] activity. The transcript is spliced from 2 exons. Lineage: Eukaryota; Viridiplantae; Streptophyta; Magnoliopsida; Poales; Poaceae. The record is from RefSeq and is a predicted model, not a curated record.